This is a messenger RNA of Penicillium canariense, 2121 nucleotides long. RefSeq names its product putative HMG box transcriptional regulator. NCBI's taxonomy places the organism in Eukaryota, Fungi, Ascomycota, Eurotiomycetes, Eurotiales, Aspergillaceae. Gene Ontology annotation, molecular function: DNA-binding transcription factor activity, RNA polymerase II-specific; RNA polymerase II cis-regulatory region sequence-specific DNA binding. The transcript is spliced from 3 exons. Bases 1 to 2121 code for a protein of 706 amino acids. Gene Ontology annotation, biological process: negative regulation of transcription by RNA polymerase II; cell differentiation; anatomical structure morphogenesis. The record is from RefSeq and is a predicted model, not a curated record.
AUGUCUUACGACCGAGUGCUCCCCAACCCGGCGUCUCUGCGCUAUGAGUCUGCUCCGGUAUCCACGCUGCCCAGACCCAGCAAUCUCCUCGACCACAAGAUCAUGAACGACCGCCUGCCCAAAGCCUGCAUGGCCCUGCCGCAUCGCCCAACUUCCGGGCCCAUCCCAGGCGCCGAUGUGGGCAGGUAUCCCGACAUUCGGUCGAGCGGCGUAUCCCAGACGCACCAGCAUCGAGCCUCGUAUGGUCGGGUCAAUGGGGCGCUAAAGCACGACCCGAGUGCGUCGCCCGUGCAGCAACACGUCAAGUCCGGUCCGAUGAUCUCGACCAAGGGCCUGGAGAGUGACCGGAGCACCUCGUCCUCCGGCAGCUCCAGCCCGGCCAAGUCAGCUCAGAAUGAGAAUGUGCAGUUCUGUCUGUGCCAACCAGACCCGAAGAUCCCCCGCCCUCGUAAUGCUUUUAUUCUAUACCGUCAACACUACCAAUCCAUUGUCGUGGCUCAUAACCCCGGCAUGGCGAACCCGGAGAUCUCCAAGGUGAUUGGAGAGCAGUGGAGGCAGCUGUCGGAGCAGGAGAAGAGUAAAUGGAAGGCCCUGGCCGAGGUUGGUCUUGCCCGGAAUGCCCCGAUGUAUGCUGUACGCGCCUUGUUUCCUCAUGCUCACCAUAUACUCCAGGAAGAAAAAAUCCGCCAUGCCCAGCAGUAUCCCGCAUACCGCUAUCAACCGAGGCGAGUGGGCCGCGAUGGCUCCUCUCGCAGCUCCGGCUCGGGCAUCAGUCACAACCCCACUGGCGGAUCAACCUGCAACCGGUGUGGUGGGCGCAUCAUGAAUGCACCCUCGUCCCCAAUGACUCCGUUCACACCAGUGGCCGGCCAGAGCCAUCGGGGGAGUCUAUCAGGCAACAUAUCGUCACACUUGCAUACAGCCACUACAAGUGUGAUGACAGCAAGCAGCUCGCAGUGCCGCGAGAAGCCAGAGAGGGGUCCACCCAAACCCAUUCGCAUCGACCAGAUCGAGCGGCCCCGACACCGAAUAAUGGGGGAGGAAGACAUGUCCCCCGAUAUCAAGCGCCGUCGGCUCUCCCACAACACUCUCAAGCCACCCACCCACGCACAUCGAGACCGCAGCCCCGAGUCACCAUACCCACUGACUCCGUACAGCGCAUCUGCCAACAGCAAUCAGCCCCGCGGCAUGCCACCAAUGCUGCAUCCGCAUCGCCCAUACGGCAGCGCUCCAAGCCAAGCCCAACCAGUCCCAGACCCAAGCCUGAAGCUCCCGCCUCUGCAAACCGCCAUACCCUCAACAUCGCUGCCGCCCUUCUCAUCCACCGAUUCCAGCGUUGAAGCAGCCGUUAUGACCAUUCCAUUCCUCAACAAAAUCAAGCUCCUUGCCAAAAUCUCCCCGACGCUCGUCCCGUCCUUCCGCGAGAUCCAAUCCCGCGGCCCCGUCAUCGCCGUUGACGGCCAGGACCCGGAGCUCGUCCAGACAGCAGUCGAGUAUCUCGAACGCCUGCUGCAGAAGGAGGACAAGUUCAGUGUGCGCGUCUUUGAAGGCCCCGAGGUGCACGCGCCGCGGCCCUCGGACGUGGGGCCCAUGGGCGACGCCACAGUCGACUACCUGAACACGAUCUCAGCAUGGCACCGCAUCUCCGACGAGAUCAUCAGCUUUGUAAAGUCCGGCUCGUCAAGGACAAGCCUCGGCGGAGAAACACCCACCAAAACUAACCCAGACGCCAUGGACACCGACACCAGUACCGACGGCUCGGCCUCGCCAAAAACAAUUAUCCCCAAAACUGCAGCUUUGCAAAUUCACUCGCCCGAGUCGAGUGUCGGCUCCGACGCCUCCAUCGCUACCCCCAGCACAACCGUCUCCACGCUCGCACACAGCCUGCCCUCCACGCCCAUCGCCCUCGUCCCACGCUACCAGCUCACCACUGCCGACGCGUUCGCGUGCAGCGUGCCCAUCAACGACUCUGCGCGCGAGGAGGUUGAGAGGGUUGGGGCGGUGGAGGUGCGGUUGGCGGAUGCGAGCACGGUGGUGCUUAGGAAGGCUGGUGGGGGUGCGGUGGAGGAGAAGGCGUUGAAGAGGAUGGGGUUUGAAAUUGAGGACUUUUUGACGCAGUAG